This is a messenger RNA of Staurois parvus, 302 nucleotides long. Lineage: Eukaryota; Metazoa; Chordata; Amphibia; Anura; Ranidae. The record is from the annotation of a GenBank genome assembly.
CCUUGUCCCACUGUCUGGACAGUGCUGAUUGGCCCUGUGCUAAUCACAUGCACUCUCUCAAGAAAAAAAAAACUCUCUAGCAAGUUCUCUAUACACCAAACUGAGCAUGUGAAGCUUGCCCCUAAGGCUCUUUCUAUAAGGAGAUGAGUAAGAAGUAUGGUAAGAAGGAGAGGAUCAGAGAAGACAGGAUCAAACAUCCUUUUUUACACAAUGCAGAGAAUUAAUUCCUUAAGUUCCACAGUGAGUAUAACAAGCAUGAUUUAAUGCAUAUAAAGAUUCAUUUUACUGUUGUGGGUUUGAGU